GAAAGGCAGGAGAGAAGAAAGGAAGGAAGAAAAGAACAAGUCAAACAAAGAUAUUGGGGAACAAUUGAUCCAUCCAUCUGUCGAUCGAUCGAUUCAUUGAUUUGACAAAUACCUCCUGAGUUCUAUCAGGCACCGUUCUUGGCACUAAGGAUAUAACAGUUAAGAGGAAGCUACUAGCAGCUGACCCUCAGCAUUUCCAGGUGACUUUGGUGUGUGCAUAUGUGAGCAUGUGUGUACAUGUGGGUGCAAGCCCUCUGUCUGCAAAGGCCUGUUGCCAGGGCACCUGUCUUCCCUAGGGUCUGAUGCUUUUAGCAUCUGACUCCUGCUCCUAUUGCAGCCCAAAAUAAGGCAGUGACCCACGGCAAGGCAGGAAUGAUUCUCAUCAGCUAAAUGAUUCUCAUCAGAGCUGGCUACAGGGCACACCCUGCUCGCUGACGACUGACUGCUGACCGCUGACUGCCUACAGGGACACCACGCAACUCUCAGCUUCCCAACAGAGGUGUUAAUCUUGAGGGUCUAAGAUUCCCUCCUGCCCACUGUGGUCCCAUCCUCUCAGGAUGAUCCCCAAGGAGCAGAAGGGGCCAGUGAUGGCUGCCAUGGGGGACCUCACUGAACCAGUCCCUACACUGGACCUGGGCAAGAAGCUGAGCGUGCCCCAGGACCUGAUGAUGGAGGAGCUGUCACUACGCAACAACAGAGGGUCCCUCCUCUUCCAGAAGAGGCAGCGCCGUGUGCAGAAGUUCACUUUUGAGUUAGCGGAAAGUCAGCGGGCGAUGCUGGCCGGAAGCGCCAGGAGGAAGGUGACUGGAACAGCGGAGCCGGGGACGGUUGCCAAUGCCAAUGGUCCCGAGGGGCAGAACUACCGCUCGGAGCUCCACAUCUUCCCGGCCUCACCCGGGGCCUCACUCGCGGGUCCCGAAGACGCCCACCCUGCAGCCGCCCCUGCGGGGUGGGUCCCCAGCCCCAGCGCCCUGGCGCCAGGCUAUGCGGCGCCGCUGAAGGGGGUCCCGCCGGAGAAGUUCAACCACACCGCCAUCCCCAAGGGCUACCGCUGCCCCUGGCAGGAGUUCGUCAGCUACCAGGACUACCAGGGCGAUGGCCGAGGUCACACCCCUAGCCCCAACGACUACCGAAAUUUCAACAAGACCCCGGUGCCAUUUGGAGGACCCUUCUUGGGGGGCACUUUUCCCAGGCCAGGCACCCCCUUCAUCCCGGAGCCCCUCAGUGGCUUGGAACUCCUCCGCCUCAGACCCAGUUUCAACAGAGUGGCCCAGGGCUGGGUCCGUAACCUCCCAGAGUCCGAGGAGCUGUAGCCCCAGCCUGAAUCUUCAAUUCCCCAGUCUUGGGGGCCUGGUAACAUCCGGAGCCAAGACUUGUGGACAGCAUUUUACAAUUUAAGAAGGGCCUUCACACACAAAACCUUGCUGCAAAUGGCCUCAGAGAUCACAAAGUUCAGUAAUCCCCAAACAUGGGUGUGCUUCAAAAUUACCUGGGGUUGUUCCAAAUACAGAUGGCUGAACGGUCACAGACUUGCAGCAUCAGAGUCUCCUGAAUCAAAGAAUCUGUAUUAUUAAUAGCAACCAGGGCCAGGCACAGUGGCUCAUACCUGUAAUCCCAGCACUUUGGGAGGCCAAGGCACAAAGAUCACAAGGUCAGAAGUUUGAGACCAGCUUGACCAACAUGGUGGAACCCUGUCUCUACUGAAAAUACACAAAUUAGCCGGGCAUGGUGGUGCAUGCCUGUAACCCCAGCUACUGGGGAGGCUGAGACAGGAGAACUGCCUGAACCCAGGAGGCAGAGGUUGCAGUGAGCUGAGAUCGCGCCACUGCACUCCAGCCUGGGCAACAGAGCGAGACUCCAUCUGAAAAAAGAAAAAAUAGCAACCAGUCCUCCAGAUGAUUCCAGCAUACCUUAUCAAUGGUUUGUGUCAUUUGGAAUUCACAUCCACACCUCUGCUCUCCCCUGCUCCCACAGUGUACACUUCCCCGGUGACAGGGUACUCCCUGGCAGCCCAUCUUCCUGUGAAUAACUCAAAUAAUUAGAAAAUGUUCCUUUUACAGAGAUGCAGUUGGUCUUCAUCUAUUCAUGCUCUAAACAAUUCCUAAGCACUGACUGUGUGCUAGACACUGUGCCAGGCCCAGUCCUCGAGGAGGAAAAGACAGUAGCGCAGACAGAAGUACAGAGCACGAAAUCAUCUUCAUUUCCUCUAAAGCAUGCUUACUGACAAUUGCGGAACCAAGUGUUGGGCAGAGGAAGGAGUCCCUAACCCUGGGUGUGGGGUGGGAUUCCAGAAGCUUCCUGGAGGAAAUGAGUGGGACCUUGGAGGAGGAGUGAGAGUCCAUGAAAAGAAGGGGUGUGAGGGGGAGGGUAUUCCUGGGAAGUGGACCAGCAUGUCCAAAAAUGUGGAACUGAGCAUGGGCGCAGGGUGUUCUGCAGAAGGAAUAAGGCUGUGCUCGAGGCGCGGGUGAGGGUAGCGUGGGGCAGGCUUUACUAAGGAAAUGGGGAAGGUUUUGGGGAUGGCUCUUUUGCAGAUUGGAGAAGGGUAAUGCCAGAAGCCAGGAAGCCUGCAAGGGACGAGGCCACGGGAAUGGAAAGAAAGGGCCGCUAGUAGGUUCUCUACAUAUCUUAUUUCUAUUU
Saimiri boliviensis boliviensis (Bolivian squirrel monkey) is the source of this 2637-nucleotide messenger RNA. It is a transcript of the gene MYOZ3, whose product is annotated as myozenin 3. The record is from RefSeq and is a predicted model, not a curated record. Gene Ontology annotation, molecular function: actin binding; FATZ binding; telethonin binding. Gene Ontology annotation, cellular component: Z disc; actin cytoskeleton. Lineage: Eukaryota; Metazoa; Chordata; Mammalia; Primates; Cebidae.